CCACAAUGCUGCUGCGGCACCAGCCCGGAAGUAGGACGUUUAUUGACAACAUGGCCGUUGAACUGGGCUCGGAUUUGGAGCAAAUUGGGAUUUGACAGCGGGGCCGCGACAACACGCCGUUCCCUCGCCGGCAGCGUGCGGGACAGAUGCUUUUGAAUGAGGGGAGCCGCGGAGGCACGGGCCGGUGUCAGUGAGCCGAGGAAGCGUCCGGAGCGUGAAACCCGUCAUGUCGUUUUUCAAGAGGAAAGCCAAAAGCAAAGAACCUGAGAAAGUAACCGAUGCUAAAGUCAAUAGAGCCAGCCCUGACUCUCCAUCGUUAGGACUGAGGAACCAUGCCAUCCAGGAAGCUGCGGGGCCCAGCCAUGUGGCCAUCAAUGCCAUCUCUGCCAACAUGGACUCCUUCGCCCGCGGCCGCACCGCCAUCCUCAAGAAGCAACCGAGCCACAUGGAGGCUGCGCACUUUGGAGAUCUGGGUCAUUCCAGUGUGAACUAUCAGCCGCAGGAGACCCGCUCUCGACUAUCCAAGACGGUGGACCAGGUCCUGCGGGACAAUGUGGCGAUUCCACACUAUAUGCAUUUCAUGGAAUUGCAGGGCGCAGACCACCUGGUUCGGUUCUGGUUGGAGGCCGAGAGUUUCCGCUCCACCAGCUGGUCGCGAGUCAGAGCACACAGUCUGAAUUCUGUCAAACACAGCUCCUUGGCCGAGCCCGUCCCCGCCUCGCCAGAUGGCUCUGAGCUCCCAGCGACGGCCUCUCACACACCCAAUGCCCUCUCGCGGGAUAGUAGCACCGAACGUCCGACGGUGCCAUCGGAGUGGCAGGACUCCUCCAGCACGGAGGCUGGCCUGAGACCCGGCACCCCCCGAGCAGACACACCCAGCAGGCAGGCCUCCUCCAGGACGGGGACUCCCUUCAAGGUGCAGUCUAACAGUACCCUGCAGGAGCUCUCUGACAAGCUCAUGAAAAGUAUAGAGAAAGAUGCAGUCACCAUCUUCACCAAGUUCAUCUCUCCAGACGCCGUGAGGCCCAUCCCCGUCACAGAACCCUUCAGAAAUGACAUAGUCGCUAAGAUAUGUGGAGAGGAUGGCAUGGUGGACCCAAACUGCUUCGUUAUUGCACAGUCGGUAGUGUUCGCCAUCUUGGAGCAACAGCACUUUAGUGAAUUCCUGCGGAGCCAUCAUUUCUGUAAAUACCAGAUUGAAGUGUUGACAAGUGGCUCUGUGUUCCUGGCUGACAUCUUGUUUUGUGAGUCUGCUCUCUUCUACUUCUCUGAGUACAUGGAAAAGGAGGAGGCGAUGAAUGUACUGCAGUUCUGGCUGGCAGCAGACAACUUCCAGAACCAGCUAGCAGAUAAAAAGGGCCAGUAUGACGGCCAGGAGGCUCAGAAUGACGCCAUGAUCCUCUACGACAAGUAUUUCUCACUCCAAGCCACAAACCCUCUGGGCUUCGGCGACUCGGUGCGGAUGGAGAUAGAGUCGAAUAUCUGCCGAGAGGGAGGGCCGCUCCCCGACUGUUUCACCACUCCACUCCGACAGGCCUGGACGACAAUGGAGAAGGUCUACAUGCCAGGCUUCCUGUCCAGCAACCUUUACUACAAAUACCUGAGUGACCUCAUCAACUCGGUGCGGGCGGAUGAAUUUGUGAAUGUCAGCGCUCCAGGUCAGAGCGGGCUCGCGGACAACAACCGCUCGAGUUCAAAUGUCAGCGAGGCCUCACAGCAAGGAGCCAAAAGGGCAGCGAUAAAAAUCCUGAAAAACUUCGAUGAGGCGAUCACCGUGGACAUCGCCAGCCUGGACCCUGAGUCCUUGUACCAGCGGCCGUAUGCUGGGAAGAUGACGUUCGGGAAGGUGAAUGAGCUGGGCCAGUUUAUCAGGGAGGCAGAGCCCGAGCCGGAUGUGAAGAAAUCCAAAGGCUCCAUGUUCUCUCAAGCCAUGAAGAAAUGGGUCCAAGGCAACUCCGAUGAGGCCCAGGAAGAGAUGGCGUGGCAGAUCGCCAAGAUGAUCGUCAAUGACGUCGUCCACCAGUCAAAUCACGACAGCCCCGGCAAGGCCACCAAGUUAUGACCCGCUAAGAAACCAAAGGAACGUCACUCCCUGCGGACACUGGCCAGACAGUGACAAAGCGUGCUCUGGGUUCACCCUGCAACAAACUGCAUUACUCUGAGAGCGAACAAGGCUUUUCUAUCACCUCCCUGACCACGUCUCUGUGCGCGUAUGUAUGUAUGUAUGUAUGUAUGUAUGUAUGUGUGUAUGUGUGUAUGUGUGUGUGGUUGUGAGCUCAGUUGUGUGAAUGUUCAGGCAUGGGCUAGUGGAAAACUUGAAGUAGAUAAUUGUUUGAAGCUUCCAACUCCAUACCACUAUAAAGGUUCAUGUGUAGUGAAAAGUAAAAGCAGCGCAGAGAGCGUGCGUCCGAUUGGAGGAUUUCGCUCCUCAGGAUGGGAACCUCCACCGUGACGCUGGAGGAAAAGAAGCAGCAUUAUCGUCCGGACUGUCGCUGUGCGGCUGCAGCCAUAGUGUUUGUACAAUGUCUCAUCUCGGACCUAUGGAGGACGUAUCAAAGACUGAAUGACCCACACUCCCUGGUGACACGCCCACCCACACCUUUUAGAAGCAUUCCUUGUUUUUAGAUGAAAACCUUGUGUAAGGCUCAGCUAGUGAAGACGGAAAAAUCACCGGUUUGGAGCAAUGUACAGUUUUUGUUUUUGCAUUUGCUUCCCCUCAGCCUGCCCUGGAGUAGUUCUGUUUUGCUGCUCCCUCACAUGAGCUGUCCUUACCGUGGCUGUUAACUGUUCGUACUGUAGAACAUGUGGAACUGUGACAAUGAAACACGAGAGGAUCUGAUACAGUUCUUGGACUUCCUAUGUUAACCUCCUGGCACCUUCAUAGAGUGUAGAAGAAGAAGAAAUACUCCAUAAUGUACUUAAAAUGCUCCGGUCGUGUUGGAAAACUCCAAACUCCAUGUUCUAAAUGUUUUUACAUUUUCUGGUUUACCCCAUAUAUCAACGUUAGUCCUUUUUUAUGAUGAUCGCAGCUUUUUUUCUUUUUCUUGCAUCACUAAAACAAACAUCCGUGAUAACCAGACUGUUCAACUGGAAAGUGUGCUCAAUUAAUUCAACUUUUUUAUUUUAUUUUUUAAUUUCUUUUGAGCCUUACCAAGAUGUGGAACCAGAAAAGACUCUUGGUACUAUGUACCACUAAUGUUUUCUGACAUGUACAUGUACGUAAUCUAUAAUAUAUUUAAAAUUGUGUUUGAUUUAAAUACAGAUAUUAUGAAACGUUCCGUCUGUCCUCAUUUUUGUUUGUACGGUAUUGUAUUUUCAGCCCACUGCAGGCCGUGGUUAUGUCGACACAGAACGUCGAUGAUGUUAACAGGCUGAUUUUGUUUUUAAAAAAAAAUAACGUUCAAAAAAGUAUUGUAGUUAAAAAUGUGGUUAGAGUGGCACGCUCUGUUAAAUAGGAGGACUCGUAUUGACUCUGGCCAUGAGGGGGCGACAUUUGCUGUGUUGCUAUGGUGUGUUCACCAGAGGAAGGACCUUGAUGACUCAGUAUAUUGUUUCGGAGUUUACUUUCAGUCAGUGCGUCUCACACAGGCCCAGCUACAUCCACGAAUUGUAAGAUACAACUCAUCUCCAAGGGCUGAACGUCACCAUGGUUACAGUUUAGUUCUAUGAAGCAUUUACAUUCGAUUCAUUCCUGUUUUUAAGGAUCUGACUGUUGAAGUCAUGUCUUGCUGUUUAUUAGUUAUUGACAGUUUAGUGCUGUUUAACAUGCGCUUCAUUAGAACACUAGCAUUUCUCCCAAUCGCUGAAUUCGACAGACGUUGACUUUGUUGCAGUUGGAUGUAUUUAAAAUGUACAGUUAAACCUGCUGUUAAUGAAUUACUGAUAAAUAUUAUACAACAUUAA
Hippoglossus stenolepis (Pacific halibut) is the source of this 3903-nucleotide messenger RNA. RefSeq names its product A kinase (PRKA) anchor protein 10 (gene akap10). The transcript is spliced from 15 exons. The record is from RefSeq and is a predicted model, not a curated record. Lineage: Eukaryota; Metazoa; Chordata; Actinopteri; Pleuronectiformes; Pleuronectidae. The coding region runs from base 227 to 2062 and encodes 611 amino acids. Gene Ontology annotation, biological process: intracellular protein localization. Gene Ontology annotation, cellular component: plasma membrane. Gene Ontology annotation, molecular function: protein kinase A binding.